Molecule: messenger RNA, 1150 nt
Organism: Felis catus (domestic cat)
Lineage: Eukaryota; Metazoa; Chordata; Mammalia; Carnivora; Felidae
Product: small nuclear ribonucleoprotein F-like
Exons: 1
Coding region: 63-458 (131 amino acids)
Biological process (GO): spliceosomal snRNP assembly; mRNA splicing, via spliceosome
Cellular component (GO): U1 snRNP; catalytic step 2 spliceosome
Molecular function (GO): RNA binding
Source: RefSeq, a predicted model, not a curated record
CUAAAUAAACAUUAAAAAUUUUUUAAAUAAAGAAAACUGCCUUCUGUUAAAUCAUACCAAACAUGUAUGAAUUUAUUUUUUUUUUUGUAGAAAUUAAGAAAGUGAAAGCAAAUGUGCCUGCUGUAACUACUCCAGUCAUGAGGGACAGACAGCAAGCAGUUCAGAUUGUGGCAAGUAGCCUGCAGCAUUUGAUUGUAGUCACCAUGAGUUUGCCCCUAAAUCCCAAAACCUUCCUGAAAGGAUUAACAGGAAAGCCAGUAAUGACAAAACUCAAGUCCAGAAUGGAGUACAAAGACCACCUGGUAUCUGCAGAUGGCUAUAUGAACAUGCAGCUCGCAAAUGCAGAAAAAUACAUAGAUGGAGCAUCAUCUGGACAUUUCAGUCAAGUUAUAACAGGGUGUAAUAAUGUCCUUUAUAACAGGGGUGUUGAAGAAGAGGAAGAAGAUGGGGAAAUGUGAGAAUUGCAGCUUUUGUGGGGAUUUUUUUAAAAUACAUAUUUCUAGACGAUAAAUAGGGUUUUUUUCCCCUUUAGAAAUCAAUGCAAGAUAUUUCCUGAAAGUAAAUGCAAGAUAUGUAAGUCUAAAUCACAUCUUGGGAAACUGAGUAAUUUUCAGCAAAGUAUCAGCCACGUGACCAUGAUAGCUUAGAUCUGCCUUUUGUCUAAACUAUCUACUCAGAAGUUACUUUUGAUAGAUCCUAUGCAUUUUGUACUCACAGAAUAAGUUAUUCAGAAUUUUGAGCUGGAAGAUACCAGUCAUAAUUAUUUUAAAUUGUGAAAAUACCAAAUCUCCAAAUCUGGCAGUGAUAUAGAUACAUGUGUAAUGAAUUUGAAUGGACUGAUUUAUGUGAAGGAUAAUAUACUUCUCAUAAGAUGAGAAUCUUACAGAGUGAUUCUUAACCAAAAGUGAACAUCAGAAUUAUAUGUAAUUUUUUUGAGAUGUACACAUGGCUGCUCUGCUCUCACCAUCAACCUAAAUUGACUGGGCCAGAUAUUCAUUUUAAAAGAAGUUUUACACGUAAAUCUCAUACACAUCUCAAAAUGAGUAUGGUUGGUGGUUACUCAAUUUCUAAUCUAAUGGUGACAAGUGAAAAGCUGCAUUAGUUUAUGUAAAUCAUGGAAACUGCUGAAAUAAGCAUUCCCCAAAAUGUC